This is a messenger RNA of Prorocentrum cordatum, 5250 nucleotides long. Lineage: Eukaryota; Dinophyceae; Prorocentrales; Prorocentraceae. The record is from the annotation of a GenBank genome assembly.
AUGGCCGCCGCCGACGGCCCGACAGAACGAGACGACGGAACCCACGAGUAUUGGAUACAGGUGGGCAUCGAAGGCGACUGGCAGCGGACUAUAUUGAAGCUGAUUCGGUUCAGCCGCUUGAAGGGUCACUGGCGCGAGUUCGGUCAAUACUUGAACUACGUAAAGAAUCACAGGAGAGCAGAGCGCCAGGGAACGUUCAACGAGAUGCGCGACGCAGCGCAGCAAGAUCGACAGGACAUACACGAUCCACGGCAACAGAAAGCCGCGCCCCAGCGACAAGCAGACCAGGCCGGAGAGCCUGAGAUCAUCAGACGGCUCGGCGAACCACAGGCCUUCAAGAAUGAAGAGUCGAAGUUCAGCGAGUGGCUCCAGGAGCUCAACAGCAACGUGCCCAGCGUAUUCGGCGCGAACUUCCGGCCGGUGAUCGAGCGGGCGGUCGACCAGGCGAACGACACGGUCACGCCCACCACAGCCGCUGCGGUGGAACAGUUAGUGAACGAGGCCGAGGACGGCGAGGCAGUCGACAAGGUGGACGAGAAGCUCUCGCAGCUCUACGCGGUGUUCUUCUCGCUCACGGAGGGCGAGUCCUUCGGCCUGGUGGUCAGCGCAGGCCAAGGCAAUGCAGAUGAAGCCCUACGAUUGCUGGUGCGGCGUUGGGGCCCUAGCAGCGGCGGUCGCCGCCGCGCGCUGCUCAAGAAGAUCACGGCGCCGGCCAGGGCUGCGAAAUGGGAAGUGUUGGUCAGGCGCCACGAGAGGCGCCGAGCCGACGGACGAGACGCACACCUAGACGACGAGAUCAAGAUGAGUGCGCUCGAGAGUCUCGCGCCGCAGGACGUCGAGAUGCACCUUGCCCUCAGCCGCACCAGGCUCCAGGACUACACAUCGAUGCGCGAAGAAGUCAGGGGCUCCCUGGAGACCAGACAGGCUCAAGGAGCCCUUGGCCGGUCGAGAGGCGAUCCGACGGAGGUCGACGCGUUCGGCCAGCGCUUCCAACAGCAAGGCGUUCGCCGAGGCUACCUCAACAACUUCGAGGGCGACACGCAGAGCACGAUCAGCACGCAGCGACCGGCAUCGGCCUCACAGGCCGGCGUAUGCAACCAGUCACCCGCCGCGCUCAGCUUCGACGCCUUCGAGCGCGUGCUGGAGCUGAACAGCGUGGAGGUGAAGGACGAGAAGCAGUACAGGAAGUGCAUCACGAUGACGUUCGACACCGGCGCCGCUGCCACGGCCUUCCCGCUCGCUGCCACGGCCUUCCCGCUCGAGCAGGAGGGCGAGUACACCGAGGCCGACGGCAGCUCACACCGCGCAGCCACCGGCGAGAUCGUAGAGGACGAGGGCGGCGUCGGCAUCAAAGGAGUGUCGGAGCACGGCGAGAGUAUGUUCCUGAAGGACAGGCGCGCGAACAUCGGCAAGCCGCUCCUGUCCGCCUCGGCCACCGCCGCCAAGGGCCACUUCACGCGGGUCAACGCCUUCGGCGGCUACAUCUUGAAGGAGAGCGAGUUCACGCAGAAGAUCCACCAGAUGAUCGACCAGUGCGUGGCUGAGGGCAACGAGGGCAUCGUGACGCUGCACUUGCAGAACGGAGUCUACAAGAUGGACGUGCUGAUGGACCAACCUGCCGGUGCCACUUCGUCGGGGUCGGCCUCUCGCGGACCCUCAGUGGCAGGCAACGGCCCCGCGGGAGGCGCGAGCGCCUCGGAGCCGCCGGACCGGCUGCAGUACGAGAAGGGAUCGGAGACGGCGAAGACUAUGACGGCAAUCCUCAGGAGGUUGCACCAGCGAAAGUGCAGUGACGAAAGCGACUACUUACUCGAGCUGAAGUCGAUCAACACGAGGCUACAGGUCACGCCGCAUUUCGAGAUUGGUGUGAAGUUCGUUGUGCAGCUCGAGGGCUUGGCCAACCUCAUGAGCUACAAGCUGAAGCUCGCGAAGGAGGACGAGGGCCAGGAGGACAACUUCCCGAUGCUGGUGGCCAGAGAUUCUAAGACGAAACUGCCUUCAUCGACAGCGAUUCCGGGUAAGAAGGUCACCAACUUCAUGAUCAAUAUUCCGAUGAGCUUCAUCCUGCACCUCGGCUACCGCAGGCUGAUCUUCCUGAGCGACGGGGAGCCCGCGAUCGCGGCGCUCAAGACGGCGGUCGCGGUGGCGACGCCGACGGUGGAGUUUCUGCCUCGAGAAUCGCCAGCAGGCGAGCACCAGAGCAACGGAGGCAUCGAGGUUACCGCGCGAGAGGUCAAGAGGCAGGUCAGGGCGAACAGGUACGCGCCGGAGGCCAAGCUCGGCAGGAAGGUGGAUGAUGACCACCCGAUCUUGAAGCGGCUGCCCCAGUACGCCGCGGCCUGCAUUGGCCGGUACCGACGCGGAACCGACGGCCUCACUGGAGAACAGCGGCGUUCGGGCCGCGACUGGAGGAAGCUGGAAGCAGAGUUCGGCGAGCGGGUGAUGCACGGGCCGCUCGCGCCAGGAGGUCGCAGGAGUACCAUGGAGGAGCGCGCGAUGUCCGGGAACUUCCUGGGCUACCACAUGCGGGACGUCCUGCGCCGCGACAUCGAGAAGUAUGGUGCCACUGCGGGCUGCCCAGGAUGCCUGGUGCUGACGCAGAAGGGCAAGAUCACGAAAUCCCACAGCGACGAGCGCCGCAACCGGAUCGCAGUGUUCGAGGUCAAGAAGCAGCUGGAGGAGACCAAGCUGCCCUACCGCCGCCCGCUGGGGACGGCGAUCGAGCUCCUGCCCCAGAGCCGAGGGGCACCGAGGUGGCGGCGGUGCCGGCUGGAGGCGGUGCCAGCGAACCGAGCGCUGCCAGGAAGCGCCGAGGAGACGCACCCGAACCUGGACGAGCUACCCGGGCACGAGGCGAUGCGAGAGGAAGCCCAGCACUUGCAACUGCUGAAGCUCGGCUCGCGCUCAAGCGAGCGCCGGGCUCCAGAUGGAUCGAUGGACGUCGAUUCCCUGGAGCGGAUCAACGGCUACGACAAAGGCCACACGUUUGUCAUGAUAUACGAGCUGGCGGUGUUCCAGAUGCGGACGAACGCCAACGUGAACGACGCAGAGCAGGCGGAGGAGAUCGCGCCACUUCUUACCGAGAUGUGCGCAGUGGACACUGCGGAAGUUUAUUCGCCGAGAAGAUUUGCAGAGAUGACGUUCAGGUAUGGCCUCACGUACGGCCUGGCAGUGGAUAUCGACACUGGCUGGGAUCUGCGAUUGCCCGAGCAGCGAAAGGAGUGCAAGAAGCAGCUGAAAGACGAAGACCCGCUGCUGACGAUCACCAACCCGAGGAUCGUGGAGGCGGAGAUCCUGGAGGGCGAGACGCACCUCGACUUCAGCAGGGAGAUCUGCAAGGAGCGCCACAAGGCAGGGAAGCUAUUUCUUCACGAAGCACCUUGGUCAGCGAGCAGCUGGUACCGCCCAAGCGUUCAGGAGGUCAUGCAGUUGGCAGGCGUAUUCUUAGUCCAUGGACCUAUGUGCCGCUGGCACAUGCAGGCGACCGACUCCAACGGAAAGUUGGGCUUCGUUCGGAAGGAGACCGGGUGGCUCACUAACAGCGAGCUGCUCGCCGAGAUCCUCAAAGGACCACACCCACAUGAAGAAGAUACUGAGGUGUUCGCUGAGUACCAGGACGACUACUUCAUCGACGAUCUCACGGGCGACAUUCUGGAUUCCGAGGGCGCGCAAGCCGCGUGGCAAGAAGAACUGGAUUGGUGCCGCGGGAGGCAGGUAUGGAAGAAGGUACCUAGACGCGAGAUGCUCGAGAACGGCAAGAAGGCAGUGACCCUGAAGUGGAUCGACACGAACAAGGGCGACCGAGGUCAACCACGGUAUCGCUCGAGGCUGGUCGCGAGGAAGAUUAGGAAAGCGAUGAGGUCCGAAGAUCGACCAGAUCAAGCUGAACUAUUCUCGGCCAUGCCCCCGCUGGAAGCGUUCAAGGCGAUGGUGGCCAUCUUCGUCGGCCGCGUGAACGACGCCUACCACGACGGCGACACAGAGGAGAUCAUUUACAAGUUUUACGACAUCUCAAGGGCGCACUUCUAUGGAGAUGUGAAUCGCGAGGUGUAUGUGGAGUUACCCGAGGAGGAGACCAACGACGAUCCAGAGCCCAUGGCGGGCAGGCUACUCAAGACAAUGCAUGGCACAGUGGAUGCAAGUCAUGUGUGGCAAGACGACCACAUCGGCCUGACAAGCUCGCACGGCCUCAAGAAGGGCGCCUCGAACCCAGCGCUGCUGCACCACGCCGAGCGUCAUAUACAAGCGGAGGUCCACGACGACUUUGGCGUGAUUAUGCGCAAGUCCCAGGAACAGAGCGUGGUUUAUCUCAACCGGGUGUUGAUCUGGAACCCCUUCGAGCGCUUGGCCUACCUCGAAGCGGACACCCGGCACGUGAAGAAGGUGAUCAGGGACCUGGGCUUGGAGAACGCGAAGGAGGUGACUACCCUGGUUGUCAAGUGGUCUGUCGCGGAGAUCCAGAGUAGUAACCAGACCUCGCCGAAGUUGGACGACGAGAAGAUGAAGACCUACCGCAGCGUGACCAUGCGAAUCAUGCACCUGAGUCUGGACCGGCCCGAAAUCAGCUACAGCGCGAGCACGCAGGCUAGACGCACGAAGGAGCCGAAGGAGACCCACAUGGAGGAUUCGAAGCGCAUCGGCCGCUACCUGAAGAAGCACCCCGCUGGAAGGUCGCUGUUUCCCGCUCAGAGGCUGCCCAGAAAGGUCGGCGUUUACUGCGACAGCGACUACGCGGGCGAUCCGAUUACGAGGCGCCCCCGAAGUGGAAUGGCCAUUCUAUGGGGGGCGCAUCUGCUGAAACAUGGCAGCACGGUCCAAUCCACGGUGAGUUUGAGCAGCGGCGAGGCCGAGUACUAUGCACUACUGCGUGGAGCCUGCCACGGUUUUGGAGCACAGGCCACCUUGGCCGACCUGGGAGUCGAGGUGGACUACGAGAUGGAGCUUUACAUCUUCAGCGAUAGCUCAGCCGCGAGAGGAAUUGCAAGCCGACAGGGACUGGGAGCUGUUCGACACUUGGAUGUUCGAUUUCUGUGGCUGCAGGAACGUAUUCAGAGUAAAAGGCCGUGGCUGAAGACGGCCGAUGGGCACUGGAACCCGGCGGACCUGUUCACGAAGGCCCUCGACCAAGACACGAUGGAGCGGUUGAUGAAGCUGAUCUGCUUCACGAUGAAGUUCGACGGUAGCGUGAGGCACCGUGCGUUGCGAUGCAUGACGCCGGUUGUUUGCCGGCGCACGUCUCGUGAAAAAUGA